CUUCAUGUUGCUAAACCACAUCCCAAGCACAAUCAAGAAGGAACCAUGACGCAAGUCACCAGGCAGCUGUGCCUCCACCAAUGGUGUGAAGAGGUAGGAUGGGCCAAGUUUCAAGGGAGAAAUAGGCUACAAAACUUGCACGAAGUCAUGCAACCUGACAAUUGAAUCCAUGCAAGUGAACGACGUGAACGCACAUAAGCACAAUUCCGUCGAUAUCCUUAAGCAUGGAUGAUGAGCCAUUGACAUGGUGGUCUUCGUCUUCCAGGGUGGGACGUCACCGUGAUUUGAACGUUGAAGAGGUGUACCGUGAAAGUCACCGACUUGCUGUAGAGCACUUGGUAGCAGGCGGAGUUGACGCAUACAUGGGAUUCUUGAAGAAAGAGCGAGUACAAAACUUUCUUUCAGAUGACGAGAUCAAAUUUAUCUUGAAGUCCGCCGUUGUUCCCGAAAGUACACCACAGCCAGGGGAUGCCAGAAAUUGUGUGGUGCCCGAUGCCACCUCUCUUGUCUAUUUCCCUGACGUGUCGGAUAUUGUAGCCCCGUCUCUAGAUAUCGGAUGGUCCGCUAUCGCACCUGGCUCGUCCCGAGGUGUUACCACAGCCACUGCACACUUUCAACCGAACUAUUUUGUACCCAAUAUACCUGUUGAGUGCAUUUACAGCUGCAAAGAGGCGGCGAGAAAGAUGAUAAAAGGCGCAAAAGAGGUAAUCGCCAUAGUGACAGACGCCUUGACAGAUGUGGACAUCUUCCGGGACCUGCAGGAGGCUUGUAUGCGACGCAGGGUUCCUGUGUACAUCCUACUGGACAUUGAAGCUGUACCUUCCUUCCUGCAGAUGUGUAGCAAUCUCAAUGUGCGCUUGUCGGAACUCCAGAAAAUGCGUGUGCGGGCUGUCGCAGGCUUCAGGUAUUUCACACGCUCUGGAGCACGCAUCACUGGAAGGAUUCAUGAGCAGUUCAUGUUGAUAGAUGGGACCAAGGCUGCCAUGGGAACUUAUAGGUUUAGAUGGACAGAUGGCAGAAUCAACACCUGCAACCUGAUUGAGCUGACAGGUGACGUGGUUGAGCAAUAUGAAGUAGAGUUCCAACGACUCUACAAGAAAUCCCUCGUCGUGAACCCCAAGGCAGUGCUCUCUCCCCCAGUCCUCCAGGCAUCCACUCCCAGCCCAGUCUGUGUAAAGGUCGCACCAAGCCGGGCCCAGGCCCUGGGGGUCGUCCUGAGCUCUCUCACCCCAGCAGCGAAUGUUACCCCACCAGGCACUAAUCCCCCAGUGUCCCGGCCCACCUCCUGCAGCACUUCCACCCAGACCUUAAGCCAGAGUGUGACCCAAGGCACGCAGACUGACCACAUCUCGUCCCAUCGGCCAUGCGUCCUCCUCUCUUCCUCCUCAUUGGAGGACUCAUCUGGCUCCGAGUCUGCGUGCUCCACACACACAGAAGUCAGCCAACUGCUGCUAGCGAAAACCUCGCUGUUAGUUCAGCCGUGCCCCACUCCGACACCUUCCAUCCUCAAGUUAUCAGGUCCUGACCUGUCUAAAGAUCCACUGCAUAGUCAGCACAAUGCUCACCCCCCCUCAAACUUCAGCCAGAUGAGCCAGUAUAACAGGAUAAACCACUUGGACUGCUCUAGUCCUUCUCUAAGGUCUGGGGUGGACAGGGGCUGUAAGAUUCAGCAAUACAUGAGGCCAGGCCGUGGGUUAACAAUGGGGAGCAUGUUAAUGGAUACAACAAUGAGGUCUAGGUUUCUGCAGUAAAGAUAUAAUAAACAUAGAUAUGAAAUGAUACGGAACUACAUGGAAAUGUAGCUGCAACGCUUAGGGAAAAAAAGUACAAGGGUACAACUUAAUGCUGACUGCACUGAGGAAAGCCUAGGUCAGCUAAUCUUACUGAAGAUUUCUCUGAACAAUUUCCCUUAAAAGAUGGAGUGGAUAGAGAAGACCAGUCCAUACACAUAAUGUAGUGUUUUCCUAUGUAAAACAGUCGUGAAUUUGAACAGGUUAGUUAGAAAUGGUAGCCUGGGUGCCAUUCCGAACUUAGUCCCGCCCCAUAUUCUGAAUAGAAUUUGAGUAUGACAACGUCAGGCUAUAGAAAUGGUUCCUUGAUGUGAAAAGACAUAUGGACGGUAAUAGGGUUUCAGACUGGUUUUUAUUCUUUUUCUUCAGAGCUUACUUAUAGGAGGUUUGCUGGGAACGUUUUAUCAUGCAGAAAACUACUGCCAGCGAGGUAUCAGAAAAGGCUAUGCCAGAGGCUCUAAGCUACUGUGGUGAAGACUUCUGGUGACUUAAAGGAGAGGUUUCCUUGGAAGUUUUUAUGAUGCAUAAAACUACUGCCAGUGUUGUAUCAGAAGAGGCUAUGCCAGAGGCUCCAAGCUAUUGAGGUGAAGACUUCUGGUGAGAUGGUGGCAAACAAAGAAAUCUGUUGUACACUAUAAUUUGUGUACUGUCGCAGUCGUAUAGUGCCAAGAGUCUGAAGCAUGUCCCAACUUCCUGCCUCUUCUGUUUUGUCAGAUUGUGUAUGCAAAUAAGUACUUGAUUCAAACACUCACGCCUAAACUAAGCCAUCACAAAAUAUGAUAAAUACUCAUGUGUACAAAUGUGUUUUAGGUUUAAAAAAGAUAUGGUUUGGCCCCAGCUGUGGCGCGGCUGGCUGGGGCACCUGCGCUGUGCGCUGGCGACCCGGGUUCGAUUCCCGGUCCUUUCCGGAUCCCACCCCUGGUCUCUCUCCCAUUCGCUUCCUGUCACUCUCCACUGUCCUAUCAUUAAAGGCAUAAAAAAAAGCCCAAAAAAUAUUUUUUUAAAAUUAAAAAAAAAGAUAUGUUUUAAAAUACUUUCUUUCACAUGAUUUGCCUUGUUUACAGGGUGUGGGUUAUUUCUGUUACACGAGCGAAACUAACAGCAAUGAGGAAAUGAAAGUAUUUGGAUAUAAACAUUGUACAAACAGCACUAGUCAAAAGGGCUAUGUUGUUUACCUAUUUUAUUUUAUUCUAUUUUAAUAUUUUAAAUACAUCCCUCUAUAUAGGUAAUAGGUUUUGUGGCUGGACCAUAAUAUUUGUUUGUGUGUGAUUUCAGAGGGAAAACAAACAUUAAUUAAUUAUUUUAGACACACAGUAUAUCUUCAUGAAUGCAUUCUGGAAGUACAGAACACUGGCUUAUAUGAUGCAAUGCACAGUGUUUUCAUCUGGCAUGUAGCAAGUCAUGACCCAAUUCCAUAAUGAUUAAUAGGCUAAUCUUUUGUGUUCAGUCAGCCAAUGGCAAAGUAUUCUAUGAGAAAGAUACAGAGGUGUUUUACCCCGAGUAGGUCCUAUUGUUUGUAAAAUGGUAUCUGUUAUUCAGGGGAUCACUGUGGAUGUUGGUGUAUAUUUUCAAUAUUUUUUUUACUUUGCACUGUACGAAUAAUAUGACAGUGUUUGGGACAGAGUUAACAUGUGCAUAAUCACAUACAAAUUGUGAGUAUUGUGUAUAAUGUAUUGUACUGUAUUGACACACCGAUGGUGUGAUGAUGUUUAAAGUAUGUGUUGCCUGUUUAAGAUCAUGAUAAUGAUCUUGUCUUAUAUAUUGUUUGUAUGUGUCUUAAGAAUGAUGUGACAAUGAUAAUAAUAAAAGAAUGAGAUCAAAUAAAAAUCUUUGAAUUUA
Messenger RNA from Alosa alosa (allis shad), 3629 nucleotides. RefSeq names its product protein FAM83D-like. The coding region runs from base 225 to 1751 and encodes 508 amino acids. NCBI's taxonomy places the organism in Eukaryota, Metazoa, Chordata, Actinopteri, Clupeiformes, Clupeidae. Gene Ontology annotation, biological process: regulation of TOR signaling; protein localization to mitotic spindle; positive regulation of cell cycle G1/S phase transition. The transcript has 4 exons. Gene Ontology annotation, cellular component: mitotic spindle pole; cytosol. The record is from RefSeq and is a predicted model, not a curated record.